Messenger RNA from Entamoeba invadens IP1, 774 nucleotides. RefSeq names its product ribonuclease Z, putative. The transcript has 2 exons. Bases 1 to 774 code for a protein of 257 amino acids. Gene Ontology annotation, molecular function: 3'-tRNA processing endoribonuclease activity. The record is from RefSeq and is a predicted model, not a curated record. NCBI's taxonomy places the organism in Eukaryota, Evosea, Mastigamoebida, Endamoebidae. Gene Ontology annotation, cellular component: nucleus.
AUGGAAUCGCUUUAUGUCCUUGGCACAGCAGCUGGGAAACCAACACCACAAAGCAAUGUCACUUCAACUUUGCUCAAAUUGGAAAAUGGACGCCAGAUAUUAAUCGACUGCGGGGAGGGGAUUCUCACAACGAUGAUCAAACAAAAUAUUGAUGUGAAGAAUCUGUCGGCUAUAUUUAUAACGCAUUUACACAUCGAUCAUAUGGGUGGGUUACUCUCGUUUUUGUUCAGUAAUGUUUUAGGUAACUGUCGUGUAUACCUUCCUGAAGGGGGCAAGAAGCUCGUUGAAAUUUUUGAGGAACAAAGUAAGACUCUGGUGACUCCGACAGUCGAAAUCGUUGAAUUUUCACACACCGACCAAAUGAACAAAUUUGUAAUAAACGAAGAUGUGGUGGUUUCGAUAGUCACACUUCCUCAUGGUGAUAUUAAUUCGCAUGGGUUUAUAUUUAAAGAUCACAAAGGUCUUGUUGUUGGUAUAUUAGGUGAUUCCAAUGGUCGAGAUUUGUCGAUGGUUGGUAAAGUGAAUGUCUUGAUACACGAGUGCACUUUUAGUGCCGAGACAUAUCGUGGGAAUGUUCAUAGUCUUCCCGAAAUGGCUGCUCGUUGUGCUGAAAGUGUUUCUGCAGACUAUUUACUUCUGAACCAUUUCUAUACUCUCGACUCGUCUUUAAAUUACUUCCUCAAACUCGUGGAAGACACUUCAAAGCACACAAAAGCUCGAGUUAUUGCGUUACAUGACUUCGUCACAAUACAUCUCGCAGAUCUCAUUAAAUAA